Messenger RNA from Pieris brassicae (large cabbage white), 1132 nucleotides. RefSeq names its product low molecular weight phosphotyrosine protein phosphatase-like. Gene Ontology annotation, cellular component: cytoplasm. Bases 351 to 866 code for a protein of 171 amino acids. The record is from RefSeq and is a predicted model, not a curated record. Gene Ontology annotation, biological process: protein dephosphorylation. Gene Ontology annotation, molecular function: non-membrane spanning protein tyrosine phosphatase activity; acid phosphatase activity. NCBI's taxonomy places the organism in Eukaryota, Metazoa, Arthropoda, Insecta, Lepidoptera, Pieridae. The transcript has 4 exons.
UCAUUAAUCAAGUGACAGUGCAAGAUCGCUCCCGCUGACUGAGUGAUAUGUUAAAAAAUACAUCUACGUGAUUCUAUAUAGAUUCAUAAAAAAGACAGUGGGGAAAUUAUAAUAAACCGAAUAAAAAUACUCAAGACUUGGCCUAAAGGUACCUAGAUAACAGGCCAUAAACUCCAAAAAAAAAAACUAUAUUCUGUGACUCUGUAUAGUAAAUGCCAAAUGUGAUAUAUGAGAUUCGGUUUAGUUUAAUUGCUUAUACGAUUUAUUAAUCAUAGGCGCAGGUAAUAGUUAAUACUCACACAGCACAGGUCAAGUAUAGGUAAAUUGCAACAAGUUCUAUUAAAGAAAACAUGUCAGGAGAGAAAAAGAAAGCCCUAUUCAUUUGCCUAGGUAAUAUUUGUAGAUCACCCAUAGCAGAAGGUGUGUUUCAAAAAACUGUAAAUGAUUUAAAUAAAGGUAGUGAAUGGGAAAUUGAUAGUGCAGCUAUUGGUGGUUGGCAUGUUGGAAAUCCACCCGAUUGGAGAGCUUUAGAUACUUUGAAGAAGCACAAUGUACCUUACAACAACCAUGCUAGACAGUUGAUAAAGGAAGAUUUCAAUAAGUAUGAUUAUAUUUUUGGAAUGGAUGAUGAGAACAUGAAAUCUCUAAACUCAAAAGCUCCUCAAGGUUGCAGGGCUACACUUCUUCUCUUUGGAAGUUUUGAUCCUAAUGGGGAUAGAAUUAUAAGGGAUCCAUAUUAUGAUAGUGACUCAGCUGGGUUUGAAAAGUGUUACCAGCAAUCAGUUCGAUGUUCAAAUGGGUUUUUAGAACAAAUAGAAAAAGGAAAUGUUCAUAAUUAUCAACUUUUAUUAAACAUAGCUCAUUAAUAAUACAGUAAACUAUUUCCCUAGCAUUGUUAUUUUAAACUUUGACAACUAUUUUAUAUUUCUUGUAAAAUUUUUGCUCCUCAGUUCGUUUAUUAAUGGGUAUUUCUGGUGUUUCUGGGAAAUUAACAAUAAGACAACUUUUGAGAUUGCUUCCAUAUCUGGACUGAAUAUCCUUGCGUACAAAGAAGUCUACCAACCAUAAAAAUGUAUCGUCAUUGGAAGUUUUAGCUACUGCUUUAAGACAAAAUAAAUCUUUUUGACUUAAA